Saccharomycodes ludwigii is the source of this 636-nucleotide messenger RNA. RefSeq names its product riboflavin kinase (gene FMN1). The transcript has a single exon. Gene Ontology annotation, biological process: riboflavin biosynthetic process; FMN biosynthetic process. Gene Ontology annotation, cellular component: mitochondrion. Gene Ontology annotation, molecular function: riboflavin kinase activity. Lineage: Eukaryota; Fungi; Ascomycota; Saccharomycetes; Saccharomycodales; Saccharomycodaceae. The coding region runs from base 1 to 636 and encodes 211 amino acids. The record is from RefSeq and is a predicted model, not a curated record.
AUGUCACAUAUUCCUACAGGUAUAAUUAAAGUCCGUGAAUUUGAUCAACCUAUUGAUAUAUCAAAGGGUCCAUUACCACCUUUGUUUCCAUUAGUAACAGAAUAUGUACCAAUUGAGGCUGGGUUUGGUAGAGGUUCUAUCGAAUUAGGUAUUCCUACUGCAAAUGUUCCAAUUGAUAAAUUGCCGAGCAUAGUUAAUACCGAUAAGUUUAAACCAGGUGUUUACUUUGGUUAUUGUAAAUUAUCACCAUUAUCAAACAAUUCAACAGAGUAUAUAAAGAGAAAGAAUCAUGGUUCUGACACUGAUAGUAGUCAUGACCAUAUGGUUCAAUUUAAUUAUGGUAAUGAAUUAACUUUUCCUGAAAUUCAUGAAAUUUAUCCGGUAGUAUUGAGCAUAGGUUAUAAUGUAUUUUAUGGAGAUCUUAAAAAGAAAACUGUUGAAUUGCAUCUGUUGCAUAAAUUUACCAAAAACUUUUAUGGCUGUCUAAUUAAAUUUAAUAUACUGGGGUAUAUUAGACCAGAAUUGAAUUAUACUACAAAGGAAAAUUUGAUUAAGGACAUCAAUAUCGAUAUCGAUAUUGCUCAGAAAGUAUUAAGUACCGAUUAUUUUGCCAAAUAUAAAACAAUGGUACAAUAG